Molecule: messenger RNA, 1322 nt
Organism: Fopius arisanus
Lineage: Eukaryota; Metazoa; Arthropoda; Insecta; Hymenoptera; Braconidae
Gene: Rala
Product: Ras-like protein A
Exons: 5
Coding region: 104-697 (197 amino acids)
Biological process (GO): Ras protein signal transduction
Cellular component (GO): plasma membrane
Molecular function (GO): GTP binding; GTPase activity; GDP binding
Source: RefSeq, a predicted model, not a curated record
ACUAGGAAUAGCUCGGCUGAUAACAAAUGAUUAUUUCCUCCUUUUGUCUUCUAUUCAACAAAAAUCCGUCGGCACUGACUAAAAUCAGAUUUUCAAACAAAACAUGGCCAAGAAGCCGGGGACUACUCAGGCUCUUCAUAAAGUGAUAAUGGUUGGUAGUGGAGGUGUGGGAAAGUCAGCUUUAACACUUCAAUUCAUGUACGAUGAGUUUGUGGAGGACUACGAGCCAACGAAAGCUGAUUCGUACAGGAAGAAAGUUGUCCUAGAUGGUGAGGAAGUACAAAUUGAUAUACUAGAUACUGCUGGUCAAGAGGAUUAUGCUGCUAUCAGGGACAAUUACUUUCGCAGUGGAGAGGGUUUCCUCUGCGUUUUCUCCAUUACUGAGGACGACAGUUUUCAGGCCACUCAAGAGUUUAGGGAACAAAUUCUAAGAGUUAAAAACGACGAAAACAUUCCCUUUUUACUAGUCGGUAACAAGAGUGAUCUCCAGGAGAAGCGAAAAGUGAGUCUGGCAGAGGCUCAAGCUAGAUCUCAACAGUGGGGUGUACCCUACGUUGAAACGAGCGCGAAGACUAAAGAGAAUGUCGACAAGGUAUUCUUUGAUUUAAUGCAAUCAAUCGCAACGCGCAAAGCGCGUGAGAAUCAAAUUGAAGGAGCUGAACGUAAAAAUAAUAAACGUUGUUGCAUCCUCCUCUAACAACACCCGGAAUAAGCUUUUAUUAUCGUUUCAGACAAAGUACGUUAAAUAUAGUUACAUAUACAUACAUAAAUAUAUAUUUUUUGCAUAUUAUUUAAAGAAAAAAAACAUUGACUAAACACCAUUUUCAUCUUAUUCACUUACGUAUGUAAGACAUGAGUGAAUGUGAACGAGUGAACGGGUCCAUUUGAAUGCGCUUGUAAACAGGUAUUUGCAAUACUUUGCAGCGAAUUGAUGCAUUAUCCCUACCUCCAAACAUACGCGAGGGACCUAUCGAACGAUUCAACAUUCAAUAUUCUAAAUCGAAUAAUUUCACGACGUGCAUCAUAAUUUUUGUAAAAUUUCCGAUGAAAAAUUCUACAUGCGACGACGACUUGACAUGUAGUGGAUGAACUAAAUCAAUGGAAGAGCGAAAGAAUAAACUAAAUGCCACGAAGCAAUUCACCUUUAUGUAACCAUCGUCACCGAGCGUUCUCAAUUUUUUGCCUUUUGUGCAAUCGAAGAAAACAAAAAAAUACUUCGCGAAUACUCACCUUUUCGUUGUAAAGCUUGUGAACCUAGCUAACUUCUCAUUUUUGUAUAUAUUUUGUAUGUCUUUAAUACACAAUAAAUUUAAUGGUCGCAG